Molecule: messenger RNA, 1593 nt
Organism: Cyphellophora europaea CBS 101466
Lineage: Eukaryota; Fungi; Ascomycota; Eurotiomycetes; Chaetothyriales; Cyphellophoraceae
Exons: 4
Coding region: 1-1593 (530 amino acids)
Source: RefSeq, a predicted model, not a curated record
AUGAGGCUACUAACGAUCCUCGUAUGCCUCGUCGCUGGCCUCGGCGAUGGCGCAAGAUCCUUGUCUAUCCCCAGAAACCAAGACCAAGUCGCUUCUGCGCCAGCUAAGCGACAGGCUAGCACAUCCACCUCUACCCCGGCCUCAAUCAUCAACACGGAUGUCUUCCCAAACUCGCCACUCAACGCAACUGCUUGGGCACUUAUUUAUACCUACCCUCUUGCCAUCUUCUCAAGCUGGGCAGGCGGUGUUCUACGCAACCACUCCGUCAACGAGUUCUUCCAUCAACGAAACCUCGCUACGCCCAAUGAUCCAGGCGUCAUCAAGCCUAAUGUCGACACCCUCUACUCUCGAGUCGUCCUCGACUUAUCGGAGACAGAUCUCGUGCUAACGGUCCCGGAAAUCACCGACCGAUAUUGGGUGUACCCCAUCUAUGACCCGUUUGGCAACAACCUGGCCGAAAUCGGCAUCGUCAACGAUAAUAAGCCCGGCGACUACCUCAUCAGGCGUGCUCUGCUAGGCAAUGAAACAAUCGGCUACAGCAACGAUACCUCGACCUUCGACUCUUCGGCUUACCAAGGCGUCGUCACUCUGCCGGGUACUCACGCCACGAUGCUCAUCAGACUUUUGCUUGUUCAAAAUACUACCGACAACCUCGAGACUGUUCAUGGCUAUCAGAACGAAUCCAGCCUCACAGCGAUUGCCAAAGAUGAUACUGACGCUGAAAUCUGGGGACCAACCCCUCCGUUGCCGGCUCUCGCCGUCAACGAUUCCUUGCUCGGUAUCAAUACGCCUCAGAAGCAACUUGAAUUCGCGGCACAACUAGUGCAGUACAACCCUCCUUUAGUGCGCACUGAUCAGCGCCGCGUCUUCCAGAUCCUGGAUAUCGCGGGUCUGAGCCAAGGCAACUUCACUCGGGUCGAAGGCGUCAAUCUGACUGAGGCUGCAGUCAUUGCCAAUGCGUCGAUCACGGCCGACGUGCAGGAUCCAGAGCAUAUCAGACCACAGAGUAACGAUUGGCAGUUGUCGACUCCUACGUACCAGGGCGACUUCGGCACCAACUACGCCUCGGCUGCAUAUGUAGCUCUCGCCGGGUACCAACAACAAAGUGUAAACCAGACACUGUAUCCUGGCUUCCGCAGUCUAGGAUUCACUAGCAAGUUCACGUUGGAGGAAGGUGGUGCUCUCCUGCUCUCGUUCAGUGGCAAGCCAAAGCUUAACGAGGCCAAGUAUGGAUUCUGGAGCCUGUCAGUCUACGGUGAAGACGAGUAUCUCAUCCCGAACGAGCUGAAUCGAUUCGAGGUGGGUGAUCGCACCUACAACCUUACAUAUGAAGACGGCCAACCCAUCUAUGGCCCGGAUGCGGAUGACGAGAGAGAUGACCCAUUCCAGAUCUUGGUACAGCCGGCAAACGUGACACCUCCGGGCAACUGGACCAACAAUUGGCUGCCGGCGUCCUCGAAGUUCUCUUGGCUUUGUAAGUCUCUGAGGUGGUAUGUUCCAGAGCUGGCCAUGACCGAUGGCAAUUACAUUUAUCCGGAGGUUGAGAAUAUUACAGCGAUUACGGAAGUGCAGUCAAACAGCCCCGUCGUUUGA